Messenger RNA from Diorhabda carinulata, 2663 nucleotides. RefSeq names its product DNA ligase 4 (gene DNAlig4). Gene Ontology annotation, cellular component: DNA ligase IV complex; DNA-dependent protein kinase-DNA ligase 4 complex. The coding region runs from base 41 to 2614 and encodes 857 amino acids. The transcript has 4 exons. Gene Ontology annotation, molecular function: ATP binding; DNA binding; DNA ligase (ATP) activity. Gene Ontology annotation, biological process: DNA recombination; nucleotide-excision repair, DNA gap filling; DNA biosynthetic process. The record is from RefSeq and is a predicted model, not a curated record. Lineage: Eukaryota; Metazoa; Arthropoda; Insecta; Coleoptera; Chrysomelidae.
UUGACAUUGACAGUCUAACCUCAAUAAAAAAAGUAAAACAAUGAAACAGAAUACAAACAUGGAUUUUAAAGAUUUAUGUAUUUUUUUUGAAGAAAUAAAACGAGCUAACGGACCUAGCGAUAAACAGAAAUUGGUGAAAACGAAUUUAGUAAAAAUACGAGAGCAAUUAAAUGAUUUAUCUAAAUUUUUUCAAGUUUUCAGGCUAAUUGUCCCUAAUUUGGACCGUGAGCGAGACUCUUACAACAUGAAAGAAGCUAAAGUUGCACGGAUUUUAAUAAAAAUGUUGGAUUUACCAAAUGGAAAUGAUAAAAAUGUAUUAAGUAAAUCUUAUUUAAUGGCGGCCCAAGCGAAUGAUUUUGGGGAUGUAGUUUACUCUGUUAUAAGAAAGUAUUUAUCAAAUCAUAAAACUACUUUGUCUAUCAAAGAAUUGAAUGAAGGUUUAGAUAAUUUAACAAAUAGAAAAAAUGAAUUGGAAGCUGAAUCAAUAUUAACAAAUUUAUUUAAAAAGGCUUCACCGGAUGCAAUUCGAUGGAUUAUUAGGAUAAUUUUGAAAGAUCUAAAACUUGGAUUAGGAUCAAAUACAAUACUUAAUUGUUAUCAUAAAGAUGGGGCAGCAUUUUAUGAUUCAAAUAGUAACUUGCGAAAAGUUUGUGAAAUUUUGAAAAAUGAAAAUGUAAGACUUCAUGAGUUGGAAAUUGAAAUUUUUGAAGCCUUUAGACCGAUGUUAUCUAAAAAAAUAGAAGUAGCAAACUUCACAAAAAGCUUUCCUGAAAAUAAAUUGUUUUAUGUAGAAAAUAAAUUUGAUGGAGAAAGGUUUCAAAUUCACUUGAAAGGAGAGGAGUUUCGGUAUUUUUCCAGGAAUGGUUUUGACUACACAGAUAAUCUAGGCAAAUCAUACGAUUGUGGCGUUUUAACACCAAGACUCGAGGGGUUAUUCCAAAACCAUGUCAAAACAGUUAUAUUAGAUGGUGAAUUAAUGUUAUACAAUAAAUAUUCCAAACAAUUUGGUUCGAAGGGGAUGAAUUUAGAUGUAAAAAAAUUGAAUUUAAACGGCCCUUAUCAACCCUGUUUUUGUGUUUACGAUAUAAUUCUCUUGAAUGACAAAGUGUUAACAAACGUCCCUUUGAAAGAGAGGCUGAAAAUUCUUCAAACCGUUUUUACAAAUGUUAAAAAAGGAACUAUUGAAAUAAGUGAAGUUGAAGAAGUUAGUUCGAGACAAGAAAUUGUCGAUGCUUUAAACAGGUCCGUCGAAAAGGGGGAAGAAGGGAUCAUUAUUAAGAACCCUGAUAGUAUCUAUAAAUACAGUGAUAGAAACAGUGGCUGGUUCAAGAUGAAAUUGGAAUUUUUCCAAGAUGUAAUGAAUGAUUUAGACUUGAUCUUAAUGGGAGCCGAUCAUACAAUGUCAACUUCAGACAAACUAAAUUCAUUUUAUGUUGGUAUUCGUUGUGGAAAUGCUCCAAAUGGCAAACCGCUCUACCUUUCUUUCGGUAAAGUCAGUUCAGGUUUAAAUUACGAAGAACAAUCUAUGCUUAACAAUAAAUUCAAAUCGGUAGGGAAACAUUUCGAUAAUUUCGAUUGUGAGAAUUUAUUAUUUGGAAAAGAUAAACCGCGUUAUUAUUUGGAACCUGAAAAUGCGGUCAUUUUCCAAAUAAGAGCUUCAGAAUUGACAAGAGAUAGUAGUAAAUCUUUCAAGACCCACUACACUUUUAGAUUCCCUCGAAUUUUGAAAAUUCGAGAUGACAAACCUGUUGACGAAUGUUUAUCUAUAAAUGAACUGUUGGAAUUAACAGAAAAUAAUAAAGCAGUUAUUAAAUUAAACAAAAGAAACAUAGAAUUAGAUGAAAUAAUAAGAUCUAAACCUAAACGUGUAAAGAGAAAGGAAAUAAUAAUGCCAAAAUUUUAUGAUACUACUAAAGUAUCCGAUAUGUUGGAGGGUUAUACGAUUUUUGUUCUUGAUGGAAGAGAAAACUUUGAGAAGGAAAACGCCGAAAGUUUGGUAAAAAAAGCAGGGGGUACUGUUAAAUAUAGAGUGAACGAUAAAGUGGACAUAAUUUUAACCCCACGUAGAAAUGCAUUUGUACAGAAUUUAAUUAAAAAUAAACCAAAGUAUGAUAUAAUAAACUUAACUUGGUUAGAACGAAUAAUAAAAGAUGGCAACUUAUUAGGAUACUCCCAAGAUGAAGUGUUUUAUAUAGGAUGGAACUAUAAAAAUUGUUUAGCUGAUGAAUUGGAUAAAUAUGGAGAUAAUUUUACUAAAGAAACUACCGUUGAAAAACUCAAAGAAACAUUUAGAGUUAUCAACGAUAUGAACGAUAAUUUUUCAUCAAAUAGUGCAUUUCUAAUGGAAGGACGAAAAUAUUUCGGUCAAUAUACAGCUUACUUCGACAAAUAUUUAACUCCUUCGAAUAAAGACUCUGAUAUUAUUUACAAUUGUUUUCUAGAUGAGCUGCAAUUUAAAUACCAUAAUGGAAAUACUUGUGAAACAAUUACAGAUUAUGUCAAUAUAAUUAUUUUUAACGGUGAUAAUGAGAGAAAAGAAUUUUUAAUAAAUUUUUUAUCCAGCAUUAACAGAUGUGAUAUCAAAAUAUGUAAUCAACAAUUUAUUUAUGAUUGAAAUUUGAUAUUGUUAUAUAUUUAAUAAUAAAAUUAAUUUAAAGAAAAAA